Mercenaria mercenaria is the source of this 507-nucleotide messenger RNA. RefSeq names its product 60S ribosomal protein L35a-like. Gene Ontology annotation, biological process: cytoplasmic translation; ribosomal large subunit biogenesis. NCBI's taxonomy places the organism in Eukaryota, Metazoa, Mollusca, Bivalvia, Venerida, Veneridae. The transcript is spliced from 5 exons. Bases 86 to 460 code for a protein of 124 amino acids. Gene Ontology annotation, molecular function: structural constituent of ribosome. The record is from RefSeq and is a predicted model, not a curated record. Gene Ontology annotation, cellular component: ribosome; cytosolic large ribosomal subunit.
AUAAUGUAAGAAGACGCAUUUCAAUUAAGCAAAGUAAAGUUGCAACUGCCAGUCCAAUCAUUUUUAUCCAAGGUGAAGCCAAACCAUGGCUGAAACGAAGGCACCAUCACCUAAUCCUCCAAAGAAAUCUGGCAGACUCUACUGCAAGGCAGUAUUUACUGGCUACAAGAGAGGGUUGCGCAAUCAGUAUGAACACACAGCUCUUCUACGAAUUGAUGGCGUAAACAAGAAAGAGGAGACCGAGUUCUACUUUGGCAAAAGAUGCGCAUAUGUUUACAAGGCAAAAAAUAAGACAGCCUGUCCAGGCCACAAAGAAGCAAGCAGACUGCGUGUCAUUUGGGGCAAGAUCACCCGUUCUCAUGGUAACAGUGGUGCUGUCAGGGCCAAGUUCAAGAAAAACCUGCCUGGCUCUGCCAUGGGCAAGAGAGUUCGAGUUAUGCUGUACCCAUCAAGGAUUUAGACUGUAAAUGCUGUGUACAAAGAAAAAAAAUACAGAAAAUACCAAAG